Diaporthe amygdali is the source of this 1674-nucleotide messenger RNA. RefSeq lists its product as uncharacterized. Bases 1 to 1674 code for a protein of 557 amino acids. Lineage: Eukaryota; Fungi; Ascomycota; Sordariomycetes; Diaporthales; Diaporthaceae. The transcript has 2 exons. The record is from RefSeq and is a predicted model, not a curated record.
AUGAUAGUCAAUAACUCAUGGCCAGAAUACCUGGGCAUUCGUCUGGUCAUUCUUCUGAUGAGAGACCUGGGGUUGCUGUGUCUUAGUUACUUCUUCAUCGUUUUCGCACUUGGCGGCGUGACAGCCAUCGCGCAUCCGGUCUCGAUUACAAUUGAAGCACUCGGAGCGAUCGAGAUCUUGUUUUAUGUCUCGUUUUUUCUUCCCUAUCGUUUCUUCCUGCAAAGCCACAGACCUUACAAACCAAUCCCGCUCAACAAGGAAGAACGCGCCAAGCUCUUCUACAAAGGCGUGAGCUUGAUACCAGACGCGGAACAAUUCAUCCGUAAAUGGACCAAUAAUGCACAUCUUGAGGACAUCCGCAUCGACAAUGUGAAGGAUUGGUUACUGUGGGCACUGUUCGAGACUGAGAAUAUCAGGGACAUUGGCCAUGACACGCAAGAUGAGUUGGAUGAAUACAUCGAGCACAUUCGACAACAGCUGGGCCUGGAUUUGAAGCCAGGUAGGGGCCCAGCAGAAACACUGCGCUUGAGCUUCGAUCCAAUUUACAUGGAGCAUCGAAGCCUCGUUUACUACUUGGCAAUCGGGUCUCUUGACAUGAUGAUGUGUCUCUGGCUCUUGGCUAGUGGCUACAAGUUCUAUAGGCAACCCAGGUCGACAUUCUUCAAAGUCUUCCCGCUCCGGCCUCUUUCCCUCCUAUCGCCAAACGCGUCAGACGCACCUGACAUGUCUUUCUGGUAUCGUCCGCAUCGAUCGAAGACCCACCGUCCGGUCAUCAUCAUCCAUGGCCUCGGCAUUGGGUUGAUUCCGUACCUAUUCUGGAUGGCCACGAUUCCAAAUGACAUUGGGAUUGUCGCCGUGGAAAUGCUUCCCAUAUCAACACGUGUCACCUCCCAGGUCUUGCCGCCAACAUCGGAGCUCUGCCAAAGCAUUGCGACCAUCGCUGCCCAGAUACGCAAGAAAGAUCCCGGGGCUUGGAACGACUUCGUACUUGUCACUAGUUCCUACGGAACCAUGCUUGUGAAGGGACUAGUGGAGCAUCCGGAUUUUGGUCCUCGUAUUUCCGGCAAUGUCCUCUGUGACCCUGUAGCUCUUUUGCUUCAUCUACCUGAUGUUGCGUUCAAUUUCACGCGACGAACACCGGGCAGGUCGCGACGAGGGCGGCCCGGUCGGGCAAAUGAGUGGGAGAUCACGUGGGCGAGCGCCACUGAGGCUGGGACAGCGUAUUCACUUGCUCGGCGCUUUUGCUGGCGGGAGUGCGCGUUGUGGCGAGAGGAUAUAAUGCCCAGUAUGAGAGAUGCUGAGAAUGGGCAGUAUGGUCGAGGUCACCAGAAUGAACAGAGUCUAUCCUGCAAGGGCAUGCGCACGACAGUCAUUCAGGGCGGGGAGGACUGCAUCGCAGCCGCAAAAAAUGUGGCAGCUUAUGUCUACAGCGGGCGGGUGACAUAUGAUUACUUCGACAUUCAGGCGUGGAACCAAUACCAGUGGAAUGGUACCGAGGAGCUUGAACUGGUGUUCUUGGACGGAAAGGACCACGGGCAGGGCAUGAUGGUGCCUAGACCAUCUAAGAAGAUAAGGCAAGUCAUCGAAGGGUACUGCAGAAGAGCGCUACAAGCCCCUGUGAGACCCACCACAUUCACUAGUAUUUAUGAUGAGGAUCCACAAGGGAAGUUUUAG